This is a messenger RNA of Mangifera indica (mango), 393 nucleotides long. Its product is annotated as deacetoxyvindoline 4-hydroxylase-like. The record is from RefSeq and is a predicted model, not a curated record. NCBI's taxonomy places the organism in Eukaryota, Viridiplantae, Streptophyta, Magnoliopsida, Sapindales, Anacardiaceae. Bases 1 to 393 code for a protein of 130 amino acids. The transcript has 2 exons.
AUGGGCACAGCCGCACAUGCUGACUGUGGCUUUCUCACCGUGCUUCUACAUAACCAAAUCGGUGGCCUUCAAGUCCUCUAUGAAAAUCAAUGGAUGGACGUUGCCCCAACUCCCGAAGCUCUUGUCGUGAACAUAGGAGAUUUAGUUCAGAUUAAGUCCAUCUCAUUAUCUCAUUACCAACAACAACUCAAGGGCUCAAGAAUCUCAGUAGCAAGUAUUUUCAGAACAAGUUCUUUGCCGGAGUAUAACUGGAGGCUGUAUGGUUCAAUUAAGGAGUUGGUAUCGGAAGAAAACCCACCACUCUAUCGCCAAAUUACCAUACCAGAAAUGAUCGCUCAGUUUCGCUCAAAAAGAACCGCAGGAGUGUCUGCAUUGGCACCCUUUAAACUCUGA